This is a messenger RNA of Priapulus caudatus, 7485 nucleotides long. Its product is annotated as histone acetyltransferase p300-like. Lineage: Eukaryota; Metazoa; Priapulida; Priapulimorpha; Priapulimorphida; Priapulidae. Gene Ontology annotation, biological process: positive regulation of transcription by RNA polymerase II. The record is from RefSeq and is a predicted model, not a curated record. Gene Ontology annotation, molecular function: histone acetyltransferase activity; protein binding; chromatin DNA binding. Bases 421 to 6843 code for a protein of 2140 amino acids. Gene Ontology annotation, cellular component: nucleus; transcription regulator complex; histone acetyltransferase complex. The transcript has 29 exons.
AGCGAAAGUUUUCCAUCAACAGUCGCCAUUUUUGUGAAUUUUCGCAUAGCUAAGUGAAUAUUUUGGCAGCAUGAUGGCACCUGUGUGACAUCAUAGACAUACACAAUGAGAUUUUAGUGAAAAACGUGUAUCAAUCUACGUGAAUGGGGAAGAACAUUGACGUUAAGAUGUGAUCAGCGUUCAUGAUUCGGUGGUCAAUAUCAUCUGUUCGGGCCAGUGAAAAAACGGAGCAGAAGACGUCCUCCUGGACAUCUCUUAUAGUCGUUCAAGAUAGUAUUAAUUAUGCUCAAAGUCUUGGAAGGUGGUGACAUCAUAUUGUCAUCAUCAGCUGGUGUCAAUUAUUGGCAACCUUUCCGGGGGUUUGACCAAGUAUUAAUUGGCCACAGGCCGAAUUUCGGUUGAUCGUGAUUUGUUUUUAAAAUGGGUGAGCCUCAUAUCGAUGGACCACCACCGAACAAGCGGGCACGAGUGUCUUCACCUUUAUCAAUGCCCAACAGCGGCAGCAAUGCUAGCGAUUUCAACUUCAUGUUGGACCUGGAAAAAGAACUUCCAGAUGAGAUAAUGGGUGGUAUGCCGGACAUCGGACCUGGUAGUGUUGGCAGUAGCACUAGCAGCAAUCACGAUUUGCCUAAUGGACUAGUGCAGCCAAUCGCACCUCAGCUAGACAAUCCGUCGCAGCUAUCUCAAAUGACACGGGUGAGAGCUGGAGGAAUGGUCAAUGCGAAGAACUAUAAUGCUUCCAGCCCUCAGCAAGUGUGCGGACUGUCGCCGGCUCCUAGUCCCCAUAGUUUAGGUGGUGGUGGGAUGCAGAAAAGUCCAGGAGCCGGUUCGAAUGCCCUUACGUCGCCGCCACCGAACGUUAUGAUUAGUAGGUCGGCUACUCCAUCCAGCUCACCUUAUGGCAUCAACACAAACAGUGUGCACAUGAGUGAAUCGAUGGCAAGCCUAUCCAACUGUGUCUCCAAUAUAGAAUACUCGAUGUCCGGUGUGCCGUCAGUGAAUGGCAAGCAACUGAAUGUUGCCAGCAGUAUAAGUGGUGCUACAGGUGCUAACCAAGUGCAAUUGCCAAAUCACAUGAUGAACGGUCCAGUUGUGAGUGGUGGAGGCUUGAGACCUGGCCUGGUGCGUAAUAUCCCUGUCAGUUCAGCAGUGUCAUUAGGACCUAACAGUGUUAUGGGGAACAUGGCUUUUGCUCAAACGCAGCCACACGGAACCACUCAGAUACCUGGUCAGGCACCAGUGAACAGUUUAUCACCAAGCACGCUGCCGUCAGGCAUGGCAGGCAAUAAUAAUCCCUACAGCAACACCAUUCCACCAGCGAUGAGGAACCCCGCAGCACCCAGGCAACAGGCUCCGGGCAUGCAAGGUCCUAAUGCAAUGCAGCAGACCCCUGCAGCACAGCUCGGCCAGGCGCAGGAGGGUGCGGCAGGAAGUCAGCCGAGGCCUCCUGUGCCGCCGGGCGCUCCUGGCCCGACCCAGACAGCUGACCCAGAGAAACGACGUCUCAUUCAACAGCAACUGGUGCUGCUGCUGCACGCGCACAAGUGCCAGCGGCGCGAGCGAACCGAUGACGGACAAGUGCGCGUCUGCAACCUGCCGCACUGCAAGACGAUGAAGAACGUGCUCAACCACAUGACGACGUGCCACGCUGGCAAGGCUUGCCAAGUUGCUCAUUGUGCCUCCUCACGGCAAAUCAUUACUCACUGGAAGAACUGCACGCGACAAGACUGCCCUGUAUGUCUGCCUCUAAAGACAGCCAACGACAGAGGGAGAACUCAAGGUGCCAGGCUGCCAGCAGGCUCCAACCCGCACGUCUCAGCCCGCCGCCGCGCCGGGACGUCUUCGACUGUGGACGCCGCCGCCAUGCAAGACUCGGCAUAUCUACCGCCAGCGCCACCCACUCAUCGACUCGUGCAGCUAGCCGAGAGCCGCCGCGACGGUCGGGCCCAUCCGUCAGGCACCGCACAGACGACGGCCGUCCUCCGUCGCCGCAUACGGCGAGAUGGGUGGCUGCAGUGCGGAUGUGGGUCCGCUCUUCUCAUCAAGUCCGAGUGCCGAGGUGCACGCGGCGCCGCGAGUAUGCACCUCUGCUGGCACGGCUGCGUCAAGCAGCGUUCUUCUGUGGAGGCACAGUCGGUAAGGGCCACACUGUUCUAUGAUGGCAGCCCGACGGGCGGAUGUGGGAGUCCGUGGUGCCACUGUGUGAGGUGGGCGGUGAGUAGGUGCGCCAUCGCCUCGGCGUCGUCGCACUCCGACAGGUCCGAUGAGGUCCUGUGCAGGUGUGCACUCAGGCGGUGGCUCUGUGACACAGGACCUGCGAAACCACCUCGUGCACAAGCUGAGGAGUACUACCAGCUGCUCGCCGAGAAGAUCUACAAGAUACAGAAGGAGCUGGAGGAGAAGAGGAUGAAUCGCAUCAGCCGAGGCCCAGGUCAGCAGCUACCACAGCUUCCUUCCCGCAUCACGGCUCCGAAUGGCGGCGGAGCGGACGUGGGGGCGCUAGCAAGCGGCUCGAUGCUGGGCGCGGGGGUGCACGCGGGCAUGACCGUCUCACAGCUCGCGCACAACCUGCUCGUGAACAGCCCCGGCGUGUCGCAGCCUCCCCCCGUGAUCUCAUCGUCGCCGUCGCCACCGGCGACGGCCGGCUCACACGCCCUCACCACGGUGACGGCGAGCAGCCAGAUGAACGGCCUCACCACCAGCACCAGCGUUAACGGCGUGCCGGGCGGGCAGACCCGCGGGCAGGUGAACGGGGUGGAAGGCAGCCCGCGUGCGACCGCCGCCGCCGCUGUUGCCACGAAACUGCCGAACAAUCAAGUAAAGACGGAGCAGCUAACUCUGCAGCAGCAGCUUCAGGGGCGGUUCCCCACGUCACAAGCCCAGCAGCUAGGGGAACAGUCCAGUGUUCACAGUCAGGGCCAGGUGCAGGGAAACCCUUACACCUCAGUCCGGUGUGGAGCAAGAAGUGAACAGGAACCAAAGUCGAGACAUCCCUACCCAGGAGUCUGGUUCAGCAUCUUCCACCCGGUAUCCGUGGGAAGGGAACCGGCAAGGCAUGGGCACCGACUUGGCCAAGGCUUGGGAAAGGGCGGUGUGUUCAAGUUGGACGAGCUGCGGUACGCGCUGCGGCCGACGCUGGAGACACUCUACAGGCAGGACCCGGAGUCGGUGCCCUUCCGCAACCCCGUCGACCCGAUCAAGCUCAAUAUUCCCGAUUACUUUGACAUCGUGAAGAACCCGAUGGAUCUGUCAACGAUCAAGCGGCGGCUCGACACGGGCCAGUACCAGGACCCGUGGCAGUACGUCGACGACGUGUGGCUGAUGUUCGACAACGCGUGGCUCUACAACAAGAAGACGUCGCGCGUCUACCGCUUCUGCUCAAAGCUCGCGGAGGUGUUCGAUCAGGAGAUCGACCCAGUCAUGCAGAGCCUCGGCUACUGCUGCGGCCACAAGUGGGUCUACCAGCCGCAGCCACUCUUCUGCUACGGCCAGAAUCUCUGCACGAUCCCGCGCGACGCCACCUACUGGAGUUACAGGAACAAGUACGCGUACUGCCAGAAGUGCUACAGCGAGCUGCCGGGAGAGAAGGUGACUCUGUGCGAUGAGCCAGGACAGCCCACACUAUUGAAAGAACAUUUUCCUAUUUCUUUGACUAAGCAAGAAUUGAGCACUGUAUUUUGUGCCCAGGCUGCACAGCAGGCUCCACCCAGCACGUCUCAGCCCGCCCCGGCUCCGGGACCCGACCUGGAGCGCCGCGCCAUGCAAGCACUCGGCAUAUCCUACCCAAGCAAUAUGAACUCGUCGCAGGCAGCGAGCAGCGCGGCGACGGUGGCGCCAUCUCAGGCACCGCACCGGCCCGUACCUCCGUCGCCCAAUACGCAGAUGGGUGGCUCAGUGCCGGAUGUGGGACCGAUCUCCUCAUCAAGUCCCGAACUGCCGAUGCCAACGCCGCCGGCGAGUAUGCAGCCCCCUCUGCUGGCCACGGCUGCGUCAAGCAGCGUCUCUUCUGUGGAGGGCACAGAAGUUAAGAACGACCAGCUAGAACUGGAGCCGUUCGUUGACUGCCAGGAAUGCGGUCGCAAGCUGCAUCGAGUCUGCGUGCUCUACAUGACGCAAAUAUACCCCAACGGGUUCACGUGUUCUGGCUGCUUGAAGGCCUUAGGUAGACCAAAGAAGGAUAAUAAAUUCUCGGCGAAACGAUUGCCCGCCAACAAGCUGAGCAUGUUCCUGGAGAAUCGCGUCAACAACUUCCUGCACAAGAACGGGGCGGGCGCCGGCGACGUGACGAUACGCGUCGUCUCCAGCAGCGACAAGGUCGUCGAGGUCAAGUCGGGAAUGAAAACCAGAUACUCUGACGACAACGCAUUCCCGGAGAUGUUCCCCUACAGGACGAAAGCACUGUUCGCUUUUGAGGAGAUAGAUGGCGUUGACGUCUGCUUCUUCGGCAUGCACGUGCAGGAGUACGGCUCGCAUUGUUCCCAGCCGAACACCAGGCGCGUGUACGUCUCCUAUCUGGACAGCGUCCACUUCUUCACGCCGCGUGAGUUUCGGACGGCGGUGUACCACGAGAUUCUCAUCGGCUAUCUCGACUUCUGCAAGCAGAUGGGGAUGGUGUGGGCGCACAUAUGGGCCUGCCCGCCCAGCGAGGGGGACGACUACAUAUUCCACUGCCAUCCCAUCGAGCAGAAGAUUCCGAAGCCAAAGCGCCUGCAGGACUGGUAUCGCAAGAUGCUGGACAAGGGCACGAUGGAACGCGUCGUCGUCGACUACAAGGACAUCCUCAAGGACGCGAUGGACAACAACGUGCAGUCGGCCGCCGAGCUGCCGUACUUCGACGGCGACUUCUGGCCGAACGUGUUCGAGGAGAGCAUCCGCGAGCUGGAGCAGGAGGAGGAAGAGCAGCGGAAGCGCGAAGCUGCAGAGGCAGCGAUGGCAGCCGUCACCGAGAACGGGGAGUGCGAGACGGAGAGCCAGGAGGUGGGUGGUGGUGCCGCGCGGAGCAUUGUGGUGCAGGCGAUAUUUCCGACGCCGGACCCAGCGGCGUUGCAUGAUCGCCGCAUGAUCAACCUAGUCGCCUACGCUCGCAAGGUCGAGGCUGACAUGUAUGAGAGCGCCACCAGCAGGGAGGCGCUGAUGCGACGGCGGAUGCUCGCGAUGAAUGCUUUGGCUGCGGAGCCGCCCUCUAGCGGUCCGUCGUCGGUGCAGUCGGUGCAGCAGACGCCGCCGCACACGCCUGCACCCGCGUAUCCUCUCGCAGGCUCCGGGGGGAAGCCCCAGCCGGGCCCUCCCCCGGGAGCCAUCCAGGCUGCUCAGCAGGUGAGCAGAAACAAUAUCCAGGCGGUGGCCGCGCGGCAGCAGGGCCCGCACGCGUCCAGCUACAGCAUGGGCAAGCCGCUCAACGGCGGCGGCGGCAUGCCCGGCUACCAGAUGGCGCCUCAGAUGCAGGCGCCGAUGGGGCAGCCGCUGCACCAGGGCGGCGCGCAGCAGCUUCCAUCGAUGCAGGGCUGGAGCAACGCGCCUAGCUACCCGCAGCAGCAGCAGGCGCCUCCGCCGCAGCAGCAGAUGAUGUCUGUCAUGCAGCAGCAGCAGCAGCAGCAGGAGAUGUCCGGAGGAGGAGGAGGAGGAGGAGGAGGAGGGAAGCCAAUGAUGGGGGCGGCGAUGGCGAUGGGCGGGCUGCAGCCGGGCGGCGGCGGCGGCCCGCGUCCGAACAACCCGGUGCCGCAGCACGCGCUGCAGCAGCUGAUGAGCACGCUGCGGUCGCCCGCGUCGCCACAGCAACAGCAGGAGGUGCUCAACAUCCUCAAGUCCUACCCGCAGCUGAUGGCCGCUUUCAUCAAGCAGCGGACGCAGCAGCAGCAGCAGCAGCAACAGCAGCAGCAGCUUCAGCAGCAGAUGGGCGGGGGGAUGCCGGCGCCGGGGGCACCGAUGCAGCCCGGCAUGCAGAUGCAGGCGAUGCCUCAGAUGCAGGGCGGACCGCAGAUGCAGGCCAUGCCCCAGAUGCAAGGCGGCCCCCAAAUGCAAGGCAUGCCACAGGGCCAUCCCCAGAUGCAGGGUCACCAGUUGCAAGGUGGCGCGCAGAUGCAGGGAGGCGGUACGCCGAUGCUGGUGGGGAUGAUGAGUGCGCAGGGAGGCGGAGGAGGAGGCCAGCAGGGCAUGUCGCAGCAGCAGCUGUACGCGUACCGGCAGCAGCUGAUCAUGCAGCGGCAGCGGCAGCCGCAGGACUACCAGUUCCAGCAGCCGCAGGCGCCGCCCUACUCGCAGGGUGGGCGCGUGCGCGGCCCGCAUCCCGGCCUCGGCUUCCCGCAGCAGGCGUACGCGCCCGGCGACGGCAUGCAGACGAACAUGCAGCAGUUCACGCAGCAGCAGCUGAUGCAGAUGCAGCAGCAGCGGCCGCUGUCGCCGCAGCAGCAGCAGCAGAUGAUGGCCGCGGGCGGGGUGGUGGCCGGCGGGGGCGGGCACCCCGUCCGCUCACCGCAGCACAUGCUGCAGCAGGUGUGUUCGCCCCCGCCCUGCUCCGCCGCCGCCCUCGCCCACCAGGUGCGAUCGCCGCAGCCGAUCCCGUCGCCGCGGCAACACCCGAUCGCGUCGCCGUCGCCGCGGCUGCAGCACUCGCCGCAUCACGCCGUCGCGGCGUCGCACUCGCCGCAUCCGGUGGGGAUGCUGACGCCCGACCCGGGCGCUCUCACGUCGGAGCCGAUGUUUCCGACGCAGAUGCACCACGCGGCGCACGGGAUGGCCGGCGCGGUGGCCGCCGUGCACCGCGACCAGCCGCCGUCUGACAGCGACGGCAUCGCCUCGCUGACGCCGCAGGACCAACUCAGUCGAUUCGUCGACAACUUGUAGCGGCACGAGGCGUGCGAGACGGUGGCGCGCCCUGCCGAGAGAGAGAUAGAGAGCGCGAGUGGGAGCUGCGAAGCGGUGACCCGAAAGCAAACUACUACAUACAUAUUUUAUUUUGUAUCGUCCGUAGCUGGUGCCGCCCCCGCCGAAAUAUGAACUGGAGGUUUUCUAGAUUUGUACGCGGCAGCGCGCACCGAGUGUUGUUGUUUGUGUGACGAGUAGUUGCCUAGACGGAUCCUGUCCUAUUAUUGUUGUUAUCUAUAUCUCAGACGUGAUAGAAUGCUAUCCAGAUACUGAUGCAUUGCGAGUCGUUAUAUAUAUACAUUCUGUGUCCUGCUUCAGUACGGCAUGUUUUAGUCAGUAGAGUUGUGAAUAGGUGUAAAAAGUUUUUAUUGAACUACCAAUCAAAUACUUGUUGGUGGCAUUUUCGUCUUUCUUGAGCGCAAUCAUGCAAUGGCGGCAUCUGUUGAGCAGAAAUUGAAUUAUUUCACCACAGCAGUGCAAAGGCAACGACCCUGCUGGAAGUAGCAGGGCGCGUGUGCAUUCGUUCCAGUUUUAAAUUUGGUUCUAAUGUAUUUAUGUACAUGUAUGAUAAUAAUUUUUCUAUUUGGCCAUUAAAGUUUUUACAUCACUAAUGGAAACGUG